CCGCCGCUGUCCGUGGUCUCCAAGUCUGCGAGGCCGCCGUGGGCGCCGAGAGCCCGGAGCACUAGCCCGCGCGCCCCAGGGUCUAUGGAGCUGCCCCUCCACGCCACCCGGCCGGCCCCACGCCGCGCCCCGAGCCCACCCCACGUCCAGGGAACUGAGCCCCGCCUGCGACUCCUUCGCGCCUGAAUUCUCGAGUCCCCGCCGAGAUGGCGACCCCCUACCCCAGAAGCAGCGGCCGAGGUGAAGUCAAGUGCGGGGGAGGCCGUGGAGCCAGCAGCGUCCCCUGGGAUUUCCUGCCCGGGCUAAUGGUCAAGGCCCCGCCAGGACCCUGCCUGCAGGCGCAGCGCAAAGAGAAGUCCCGCAACGCGGCGCGCUGGCGGCGCGGGAAGGAAAACCUAGAGUUCUUCGAACUGGCCAAGCUGCUCCCUCUGCCCGGUGCCAUCUCCAGCCAGCUGGACAAAGCGUCCAUCGUGCGCCUCAGUGUCACUUACCUCCGCUUGCGUCGCUUCGCCGCGCUGGGGGCGCCGCCCUGGGGGCUGCGAGCCGUCGGGCCUCCGGCCGGCCUCGCCCCAGGCCGCCGAGGCCCUGUGGCUCUGGUCUCUGAAGUCUUCGAGCAGCACCUUGGCGGACACAUCCUGCAGUCCCUGGAUGGCUUCGUGUUCGCCUUGAACCAGGAAGGAAAAUUUCUCUACAUCUCAGAGACAGUGUCCAUCUACCUGGGUCUCUCACAGGUGGAGCUGACGGGCAGCAGUGUCUUCGACUACAUCCAUCCUGGGGACCACUCCGAGGUGUUGGAGCAACUGGGGCUGCGGUCCGCGACCCACGGACCCCCCACGCCACCCUCCUCUUCCUCCUCCUCGUCUUCCUCCUCGCUGGUGGACACUCCCGAGAUUGAAGCCAGCCCCACAGAGGCAUCCCCCGCCUUCCGGGCCCAGGAGCGUUCCUUCUUCGUCCGCAUGAAGUCCACCCUCACCAAGAGGGGCCUAAAUGUCAAAGCCUCAGGUUACAAGGUCAUUCACGUGACGGGGCGCCUGCGGUCCCGAGCCCUGGGUCUCGUGGCGCUUGGACACACGCUGCCCCCGGCCCCGCUAGCUGAGCUGCCCCUGCACGGACACAUGAUUGUCUUCCGCCUCAGCCUGGGCCUCACCAUCCUAGCUUGUGAGAGCAGAGUUAGCGACCACAUGGACAUGGGACCCUCGGAGCUGGUGGGACGCAGCUGCUACCAGUUUGUCCACGGACAGGAUGCAGCCAGGAUCCGUCAAAGCCAUCUGGAUCUGCUGGACAAAGGUCAGGUGGUGACUGGUUACUACCGUUGGCUGCAGCGUGCGGGGGGCUUCGUGUGGCUGCAGUCCGUGGCCACUGUGGCCGGGAACGGGAAGAGUGCCGGGGAGCAUCACGUGCUGUGGGUCAGUCACGUGCUCAGCCAUGCCGAAGAGGGCCAAACACCCCUGGAUGCCUUCCAGCUUCCAGCCAGUGUGUCUCAUGAGGAUCCAUCCAGCCCAGGGCCAGAGCCCACAGAGGAGGAGCCUCCAGUUGACCCGAAGCAGGCUGCCUCUGUGGACCAGGACAAGGACAAGGACCCUCAGGCCAGAGGCAAAGGCAUCAAAGUGGAGCCUGGCCCGAAGGAAGCGAGAGGCUCAGAGGACAGCGGAGAGGAGGAACUCUCAGAUCCGCCGGCCGCACCUCGGCCGGAAUUCACUUCUGUCAUCCGGGCGGGGGCCCUGAAGCAUGAUCCAGUACUGCCGUGGGGCCUGACAACUCCCGGGGACCCCUCACCUGCUCUUCUCCAUGCAGGCUUCCUGCCACCGGUGGUGCGGGGCCUGUGUACACCGGGAACCAUCCGCUAUGGCCCCGCAGAGCUGAGCCUGAUGUAUCCACAUCUGCACAGGCUGGGCCCAGGUCCCACACUCCCAGAGGCCUUUUACCCUACGCUGGGCCUGCCCUAUCCAGGGCCCACGGGUACUAGGGUUCAGCGGAAGGGAGACUAAGGAGAAGCCGAACCUGGGGCAUAAAUCAAGGCCUGGAGUUGUCCUUGAGAAUUAAACACCACUCCCUGAGAGGUUCCAUCCCCAGGGACCCUGCA
Molecule: messenger RNA, 2083 nt
Organism: Onychomys torridus (southern grasshopper mouse)
Lineage: Eukaryota; Metazoa; Chordata; Mammalia; Rodentia; Cricetidae
Gene: Npas1
Product: neuronal PAS domain protein 1
Exons: 12
Coding region: 207-1988 (593 amino acids)
Biological process (GO): regulation of transcription by RNA polymerase II
Molecular function (GO): protein dimerization activity; DNA-binding transcription factor activity, RNA polymerase II-specific; RNA polymerase II transcription regulatory region sequence-specific DNA binding
Source: RefSeq, a predicted model, not a curated record